This is a messenger RNA of Asparagus officinalis (garden asparagus), 2426 nucleotides long. RefSeq names its product serine/threonine-protein kinase D6PKL1-like. Bases 458 to 2317 code for a protein of 619 amino acids. Lineage: Eukaryota; Viridiplantae; Streptophyta; Magnoliopsida; Asparagales; Asparagaceae. Gene Ontology annotation, cellular component: nucleus; plasma membrane; cytoplasm. Gene Ontology annotation, molecular function: protein serine/threonine kinase activity; ATP binding. Gene Ontology annotation, biological process: protein phosphorylation. The record is from RefSeq and is a predicted model, not a curated record. The transcript is spliced from 3 exons.
CCUCUCACUUUAUGUUAUUUCUUUUUACUUUUUUGCAGUUGGGCAUUGUCCAUUUUGUAUUAAGUUUGGAUCUAUAGUCGAUGAGAUCUUUGUGGGCAUGAAUGAUAAUUUGAGUACUUUCUAUAGUGCUAUUUUGUUUUUAUUGCUAUUCUUGGAAAGAUUUGAUCUUGAAGUAGUUGGUUCUGUUGCCUGGUCUCUUUCACAUAUUUCUCAUCUUUUUGAAUGUUAAGAUUUUGGGGUUUCCUAAAAAACUUCUGCACAAGGGGGACGAGAUUCGUUCUUCAUCAGUUUGCAUCUGGGUCUUAACUACAAAAAGAAUUGUGCGUUUUCUAAGGUGCAGAUCUAAUUCUGAUGGAUUCCACCUUGGAGUUGAAUUGGUGUUUAGUUUGUACUAGUCAAUGGAGGUUACUAUUGGCUGGUUUACACUGAUACAAAAAUAGAGAUAUUGCUUGCAUCAAUGGCUUCAAAGUCCAUCCCGAAAUCCACGUCUCAGCAAAAAUCCAGCAACCAAACAGGUUCUCUCAGGCUUCCACCUUCACAGAUUCCUAAGCUAAACAAAUCAGAGCCCCUGCCAGAAAGAGGAUUAUCGAAUCCCAGCAAUCAAAUCACACCAAAGAAAACUAACACAGAGGCAUUAGAAUCCCCGAAACCAAAUCACAGUCGAAAGGAAUCUGCUGACACUUCAUCUACCUUAUUUGACAUUACUUCUUCAAAGACUACGACUUCUUCAGAACCUACUUCAAAUGAAAAUACGAAACAGUCUUCUGAACAAGAAGAUACAGUGGAAUCACCUCACAUCAAUGGAGACGAAGAACAGAAAAACUCUGAGCAAAGCAGCGUAAAGGAUAGUUCAGUUUCUGCCAAAUUUAGUGAUGGCACUAGCAGCCUGACAAAAACUAGCGGAAGUGCUAAGAUUAGUGAUCGGGCUGAUUUCAAUGAUAGUGGAAAGAGUAGCAUGUGCCGACCCAGUACAAGCAGUGAUAUAAGCGAUGAGAGCUCUUGUAGUAGUUUGAGUAGCAGCGUUAGCAAACCUCAUAAAGGGAAUGACUCGAGAUGGGAAGCAGUUCAAAUGGUUCGAGCUAGAGAUGGGAUUCUAGGUUUGAAUCAUUUCAGGCUUUUAAAGAAGCUGGGUUGUGGUGAUAUUGGUAGUGUAUAUUUGUCAGAGUUGGGUGGAACAAAGUGUUAUUUUGCAAUGAAGGUAAUGGAUAAGGGAUCUUUGGCGAGUAGGAAGAAGUUGCUUAGAGCUCAGACUGAGAGGGAAAUACUGCAAUGCUUGGAUCAUCCAUUUCUUCCAACAUUAUAUACCCACUUUGAGACUGAUAAAUUCUCAUGUUUGGUAAUGGAAUUCUGCCCUGGUGGAGAUUUACAUACUCUUCGGCAAAGGCAGCCUGGGAAGCAUUUUUCGGAACUAGCUGUAAAGUUCUACGUGGCCGAGGUCCUUCUUGCACUUGAAUAUCUACACAUGCUUGGUAUCGUAUACCGAGAUCUCAAGCCAGAGAAUGUUCUCGUGCGUGAAGAUGGACACAUCAUGCUCUCUGAUUUUGACCUCUCACUCCGUUGCACUGUGAGUCCCACCCUCAUCAAAUCCUCCAACCCUGAUUCUGACUCCUUCCGCCGCUCGAACCCAGCUCCAGUCUACUGCAUACAACCAGCCUGCAUUGAGCCUCCAUCUUGUAUAGUCACCCCCACUUGCUUCUCCCCUCGCGGGUUUUUCUCUUCCAAAUCCAAAAAAGCCCAAUCCAAACCUAAGCCCAAAACCAAACCCAAGGCUGAAAUAGGCAACCAAGUCAGCCCGUUACCUGAGCUCAUUGCAGAGCCCACCGAUGCACGCUCCAUGUCCUUUGUUGGCACUCACGAGUACUUAGCACCCGAGAUCAUUAAAGGUGAGGGUCAUGGUAGUGCUGUAGACUGGUGGACCUUUGGUAUUUUUCUGUACGAGCUUUUGUUUGGGAAAACUCCCUUUAAAGGAUCAGGCAAUAGAGCUACAUUGUUUAAUGUAGUUGGGCAGCCAUUGAGGUUUCCCGAGUCGCCGAUGGUGAGCUUUUCAGCUAGAGAUCUUAUCAGAGGGUUACUGGUGAAGGAGCCUCAGCAUCGGUUAGCUUACAAGAGAGGAGCUACUGAGAUAAAGCAGCAUGCCUUCUUUGAAGGAGUUAAUUGGGCUUUGAUACGGUGUGCAAGCCCACCUGAGAUUCCAAAAAUGGUGGAGAUUGAACGAACUCCGGUGGUUGCGUCUUCAAGUGAGAAGGUUGCAGCAGUGGCCGCUGCUGGUGGUGAUCAGAAGAUGCCUGAAAACUAUUUGGAGUUUGAUUUCUUUUAGUACUUCAGUUUCGGGGGGAGACUGUUCAGUUUAAAAUUUGUAUUCAUCAGUGAAUUGAAUGUUUGUAAUAUUUUAUGUUGUUGAUUUGAAGAUGUUUUUUUUCCUCUUC